CACAGUGGAGGUGUUGUUGUAAGUACAAGCAGCAUGAAUGUCACUCCAGUUGUCUACUGUAAAAGCAUGAAAAGCAUGAUCAUCAUAUCAGAAGAUCUGAGAAGCAAUGCAGUUUGAGUUGGUUCUCUCAACUACACACUAGUGAUGGCAGAUUGUCAAUCUUCCUCUCAUGGGAAUGAAGACUUAUGCAGAUCGAUGGGAAAACAACUAGAUGAAAUUACAAGAAACAGUAGAUCAAUAGAAGGACACUUCACUAGAUACAUUCUAAAUACAAGGAUUCUCAUCAAUGAAGAAAGACUAAAGAAAGAAAUAUUUGGAGAAGAAGACAAGGACAAACCUCAUAAAACCAUAUUACUGGUUGGAGAAACAGGAACAGGGAAGUCGACUCUCAUCAACGCCAUCAUCAACUACAUGCUGGGUGUGAAAUGGGAAAACAGAAUCUGGUGUGAGAUCAUAGAGACGAAAGAAAACCAGACUAAAUCUCAGACGACAGUAGUGACUGUGUAUGAUGUGUUUGUUGAGGAGAGUCCAUUCUCUCUCACUGUCAUUGACACACCUGGAUAUGGAAGCACAGCAGGGAUUGAUCUAAAUAUUACUGAAACUCUACAUGAGUUACUCAGAUCCAAAGAUGGAGUUACAGAAGUUGAUGCAGUGUGUCUUGUGGUGUCAUCAAACAUUAUUCGACUUACAGAGUCACAGCUCUAUGUUUUUGAUGCCAUUCUCUCUUUAUUUGCUAAGGACACGGAGAGAAACAUUGUUGUGUUUAUCACAUACGCCACACGAAAGCCAACAAACACCCUCAAAGCCAUCAAACAUUCUAAAGUCAGAUGUGCAAAAACUGAUGAUGGAGAGCCUGUGUACUUCAGCUUUAACAACUCUCACUGUGAAGCCUUUCUUGAACUUGAUAAAGAUGAGACAAAAAACAAAGAAGAAUGCCACAAAUACAAAGCAGUGUGGGAUAUAAAUGAGAAAAACAUGAAAAAUGUUUUCACGUUUUUGAAUGACAGUAAAGCUGUAAGCCUGAAUUUGACUGAAAAUGUGCUUAAAACCCGCAAACAACUGAAAGCAGCCAUCUCCAGUUUAAAGGAGCGAAUCGAACAGACAGAACUCAGAAAAAAGGAGCUUGAACAGACAAAAGCAGCUCUGGAGAAACACGAGAAAGAAAAGAAGGACAUGAAUAACUUUGAAUGUGAAGUUGAAGAGUCCUACAAAGAAAAGGUGCCUGUAAAAUCUAAGCGGUGGCAGUUCAGAAGGAAAAAGGCGACUUGCUGCAGUGUGUGUGAGGAGAACUGUCAUUAUCCUGGAUGCUGGUGGGUCAGAAACCUUUAUUGGUGCAGCGUCAUGAAAAAGGGAAAAUGUACUGUCUGUACUGGAAAGUGUGACCACACUCAGCAUGUUAAAGAGAGGAAAAUGUAUGUGUUGAAGACUCGGAAGGUGAAGAAGACUAUAGAAGAGCUAAAGAAGAAAUAUGAGGAAGAGUCUGGAGAGAAAAUGAGUUUGAUGAGCAGACUGGAGAAUGAGAUAAAUGAAAAUGAACAAAAGAAAACUAGUCUGGUGGAAGAGUGUUAUCAGUGUGUUGUCACUCUGGAGGAGAUUGCCUUAAACACUGACUCUGUGUCUGUCCUUCAGAAUCUGGACUUCUUGAUUGAGAAAGUGAAGGAAACGGGAAACACAGAAAGAAUUCAGAAGCUUGAAGAUCUGAAGAUACGAUAA
Messenger RNA from Colossoma macropomum (tambaqui), 1713 nucleotides. RefSeq lists its product as uncharacterized. Gene Ontology annotation, molecular function: ATP hydrolysis activity; GTP binding. The transcript has 3 exons. Lineage: Eukaryota; Metazoa; Chordata; Actinopteri; Characiformes; Serrasalmidae. The record is from RefSeq and is a predicted model, not a curated record. The coding region runs from base 145 to 1713 and encodes 522 amino acids.